UUAUAUGUCACAUGAUCAUCCAAGAUGGUGACGGUUUGGUGUCAGACGGCAUCCUUCAGUAGGAUGUUUUCUGUUUUAUUGAUAUUUGGGAUUUUGUCAGUCGGUUCUGCAGUUCAGCAGCUUGUGGUCAUGCAUGCUCCGAAGUAUGUCACCUUUCAACAGCAGACGGCGGACCUACAGACAAGUCAGCUGCCUGGGAUGGUAGCAAACACUCUUGGAGUUGGUGCACAUAAGGAUAUUGGCUGGCAAGGCAUGCUUCACAGCUCUGUUUUCAAGAGACCCAAAGCCAACGUGAUGCUCACCGUGGAGAUCCCUCCAGCUCUUGCAGACAAGCCACUCGCUCUCAAUAACAUGGCAAAGUUUCCCGUCAUGGACGAUUUACCAUUCUUUGACCUGGAGAGUGUAAGGAACUCCAUCCAGAAAACAUUUCUUGACCAGGAGCCUCUGAUGCUGGACCUACUGACAGACAAUACCAUGUUUGAUUUGCAAUCAGAGAACCAGUUGUUUAAAAAGCUGCCCAACUCGUUACGACAAGUUAAAGACCGGCUUCACGAUCCAGAUUCUGUCAUACAGAAACUAACAUCAGGGUCACUCAAUUCAUCCUUGACCCCUGACAUGACCUUGAUGGGUGAGAUGCAGAUGGUGAAUGAUAUAAUUCAAACAUUGUUCAAAAACCCAGGACUGCUGAAGAACAAGAGUCCGGAUUUGUUUUCCUUCACGGUGUCUGGUUUGAAAUCUGUGGUCGACAAGCACGGAGCUCAGUCUUCUCAAACUGCUGACGCGCAGAAGAUGUUGACAGACUUCAUUCAUUCAAUGACUGGUGACUUGAAGAAGCUGUACAAGGAUAACGUGGUGGUUGAGGUUUUCUUGACGACGAUGCCGAAGGGUCAGUCACGUAAAGUGAGGAGUCUGAUGGCCGAUCCAACUCCGGUGAGAGUCGCUUUACAUCACAAACUCUUUAUCAACCAUCAUUUCUCCUCUGGGGGCUUCCAUAGAGUAUUACACCAAAUGUAGGGAGUGUGGUCCGGU
Molecule: messenger RNA, 1029 nt
Organism: Gigantopelta aegis
Lineage: Eukaryota; Metazoa; Mollusca; Gastropoda; Neomphalida; Peltospiridae
Product: renin receptor-like
Exons: 7
Coding region: 25-1014 (329 amino acids)
Biological process (GO): positive regulation of Wnt signaling pathway
Cellular component (GO): external side of plasma membrane; membrane
Molecular function (GO): signaling receptor activity
Source: RefSeq, a predicted model, not a curated record